Molecule: messenger RNA, 3152 nt
Organism: Chelonia mydas (Green sea turtle)
Lineage: Eukaryota; Metazoa; Chordata; Testudines; Cheloniidae
Product: vitamin D 25-hydroxylase
Exons: 5
Coding region: 19-1512 (497 amino acids)
Biological process (GO): xenobiotic metabolic process
Cellular component (GO): intracellular membrane-bounded organelle; cytoplasm
Molecular function (GO): heme binding; oxidoreductase activity, acting on paired donors, with incorporation or reduction of molecular oxygen, reduced flavin or flavoprotein as one donor, and incorporation of one atom of oxygen; iron ion binding
Source: RefSeq, a predicted model, not a curated record
CAGCGGCGGAGCGGGGGAAUGUGGUCCGGGGGUCAGGUGCUCGCGGCGGUGGGCACUGCCGCGCUCCUGCUCCUCCUCCUCGCGCUGCUGGUGAGGCAGCUGCUCAAGCAGAGGCGGCCGCCUGGUUUCCCGCCGGGGCCCCGGGGGCUGCCCCUCAUCGGCAACAUCUACUCGCUGGCCGCGGACCAACCGCAUGUCUAUAUGAAGAGGCAGAGCCAAGUCCAUGGCCAGAUUUUCAGUCUUGAUCUUGGAGGUAUAUCUGCUAUUGUACUGAAUGGUUAUGAUGCUGUAAAAGAAUGCCUGGUUCAUCAAAGUGAAGUUUUUGCAGACAGACCAUCUCUUCCUUUGUUCAAGAAGCUGACAAAUAUGGGAGGUUUAUUGAACUCCAGAUAUGGUAGAGGAUGGACAGAGCAUCGCAAGUUGGCUGUAAGCAGCUUUCGUUGUUUUGGAUAUGGUCAAAAGUCCUUUGAACACAAAAUUUCAGAAGAAUCCAUGUUUUUUCUUGAUGCCAUUGAUACAUACAAAGGCAGACCCUUUGAUCUUAAACACUUGAUAACAAAUGCAGUCUCAAACAUUACUAAUUUGAUUAUCUUUGGAGAACGUUUUACAUAUGAAGACACUGAAUUUCAGCAUAUGAUAGAGAUUUUUAGUGAAAACAUUGAAUUAGUUGCUAGUGCUUCAGUGUUCUUGUAUAAUUCUUUUCCCUGGAUUGGCAUAUUACCCUUUGGAAAACAUCAACAACUGUUUAAGAAUGCAGCUGAAGUCUAUAACUUUUUGCUUGAACUUAUUGAGCGUGUUUCUAAAAACAGGAAGCCUCAGUCACCUCGACAUUUCAUUGAUGCAUAUCUAGAUGAAAUGGAUCGAAGUGAAAAUGAUCCAGAGGCUACAUAUUCAACCAAAAAUUUAAUUUUCUCUGUUGGAGAACUCAUCAUAGCUGGAACAGAAACCACAACUAAUGUUUUAAGAUGGGCAGUAUUGUUUAUGGCUCUUUAUCCGAACAUUCAAGGGCAAGUUCAUAAAGAAAUUGAUUUGGUUGUGGGUCCAAACAAAACACCUUCUUUAGAAGAAAAAUGCAAAAUGCCUUACACUGAAGCAGUUCUACAUGAAAUUUUAAGGUUCUGUAAUAUAGCUCCAUUAGGUAUUUUCCAUGCAACUUCUAAGGAUACAGUUGUGCGUGGUUAUUCUAUCCCUGAAGGCACUACAAUAAUUACAAACCUCUAUUCUGUACACUUUGAUGAAAAGUACUGGAGUAACCCAGAAGUGUUUUAUCCUGAACGGUUUUUGGACAGCAGUGGGCAGUUCAUCAAGAAAGAUGCAUUUGUUCCUUUUUCACUAGGAAGAAGACAUUGUCUUGGAGAACAACUGGCCAGGAUGGAAAUGUUUUUGUUUUUUACUUCAUUACUUCAGCGAUUUCACCUGCAUUUUCCACAUGCUUUGAUUCCCAAUCUGAAGCCAAAAUUAGGCAUGACAUUACAACCACAGCCAUAUCUCAUCUGUGCUGAAAGACGUUAAAGCAUAUGGGCCAAACUCUCAGCUGGUGUAAAUUGGAAUAGCUCCACUGAAUAAAUGGAGCUGCACCAACUUACAGCAGCUGAGUAUCUGGCCCCAUCUUUUAUUUAUAACUAUCUUGUUCAUAGUCUUGUCAAAAGAACAAAAAAUCUAAAAACUCUCUGUUAAAGGACUUACACACAAAUUUUGUCUUAUUCAUAGGCUUUUAGGUAUUUAAUGUAUUUGUAUGUAAUUUUCACAAAAAAGGCAUUAAUACUCUUCAUGUGUUUAAAGAUUCUGUUCUCAGUUCAAAAAUCUAGAUCAGGUUCCAUUUCUCGUUUUAACUUUUCAAGAUUUCAUUGAAUUACCCUUGUGACAGAGUCAGGCCAGAUGGCUACAGGAGAGUGAUAGAAGGUACAUAUAUUAGCCCCAGAUUAAGCAGAUCCCUUUACUCUGAAUAAGAUAAUGGGCUGUUCCAGAACAAUCAGGAAGUUUCUGGAACCAAUUAAGGCAGGCUAAUUAGGACACCUCGAGCCAAUUAAGAAGCUACCAGAAUCAAUUAGGACAGGCAGGCUAAUCAGGGCACCUGGUUUUAAAAAGGACCUCACUUCAGUUAGUGAGGCGUGUGCGAGGAGCUGGGAGCAAGAGGCGCAAGAAGCUAAGAGUGAGUAGGCGUACUGCUGGAGGACUGCGAAGAACAAGCGUUAACCAGACAUCAGGACGAAGGUCCUAUGGUGAGAAUAAAGAAGGUGUUGGGAGGAGGCCAUGGGGAAGUAGCCCAGGGAGUUGUAGCUGUCACACAGCUGUUACAAGAGACACUGUACACAGUUGCAAUCCACAGGGCCUUGGGCUGGAACCCGGAGUAGAGGGCUGGCCCGGGUUCCCCCCUAUUCCCUUCAACUCCCUAUUUGAGACAAGAGCAGGUGACCUGGACUGUGGGGAAGGUCCUUGGCCUAUCCCCUGACCCACUAGGUUGACCAGCAGAGACUGUGGGGAUUGUUUUCCUUCCCUUUCCCCAUGCUGGCCAUGAUGAGGUUAGCCGAGUGAACGGCAGGUUUGAGCCACUAGCAAAAGUGGCCAAACUGAGGGCUGCCGUGAAUCUCUGAGGCGAGCAAAUCCGCCAAUAAGCGCAGGACCCACCAAGGCAGAGGAGGAACUUUGUCACACCCUAUUUAAAGAUUAUUACAAAAUUCAGCUACUGACACACACAAUAUUUUCUAUUAUUCAUGAUAUUUAAAUAACGUUGAGAAAAAUAGUUUUUAAAGUUUUUAACAUAAGCGGACAACUGUUUUUAGUUUGGGAGAAUGUUCUGAUAAAUUUGGAGAGCUUGGAUGAAACCUGUUGCAGUCAGAGUCCUCUCAUGAAAUCUCAAAUAAUAAAAAACUGCCCCAAACAAACUUAUUUUUAGAGUACUUCAUUAAAAAUAUAUUAACCCCAUUUUUCAUUAAAAACCCUUUCUGAAAUAUGUUGUAAUAAAUCCUAUCUAUAUAUUCUUCCUUGACAAAUCCCAUCCUGCCCACUUGUAUCCACUCACAAUGCUGCUGCAAAGAUAAUUUUUCUGGCAUGACACGUCAAGUAUAUCACCCCUCUUUUUACAUCAUUCUGGUUAUUCCACGUUCGCCACUGAAUCAAAUAACAACUACAUGUCUUCACUUUUAAGGCAC